ACAGAGCCAGGAUAUACCAUUGGACGUAUAAACCACUCUUGAUUUUUAAUGCAUGUGCUGACCGCGUGGGAGCCUUUUCAUUAAUUUGUGCCGUUGAUUGUUCAAACCCUUAUCAGGGUUCUUUCAUGUCCAGUGGUUAUAAAAAGCCAGGGAAUUUCAGGUCUUCACUACUAUCUUUAGCUCUGAUCUUUGGCUUCAUGAACUAAAUAGCACUUUUUUCUUCUUCUUUUCUUUUAGCCCUUUAUCCCAUUUUGAUGGCUUUCUUGAUGCAUAUGUCGUUGAGAAAACAAGAUGCUGGCAUUUUUAUUGGCAGUGUCCUCUGGUUGCUGCUUAGUUGUAGUUUCAGCUUUGCUGUUGAAAGUGAUAUCAACUGCUUGAAAAGUAUAAAAGCAUCACUUGAGGACACUUUGGGGUACUUAAACUCUUCAUGGGAUUUCAGCAACAACACUGAAGGCUUCAUCUGCAACUUUCUUGGGGUCGAGUGUUGGAAACCUGACGAGAGCAGGGUUCUGAACAUCAAGCUUUCGGAUUUGGGACUGAAGGGCUUCUUUCCUCAAGGCGUAGCAAAUUGCACAAGCCUAACAGGGUUAGAUCUUUCAAGCAACCAGCUCAAUGGACCUCUUCCUACUAAUAUCGAUCAUAUCAUUACGUUCAUUACGUCCCUUGAUCUCUCAUCUAACAGCUUCACAGGGCCAAUCCCAAUUAAGCUUUCUAAUUGCGGCUAUCUGAAUGUGCUUAAGCUUGACAACAACAAGUUCUCGGGUACCAUUCCUCCAGAACUUGGCCAGCUUGGUAGGAUUAAAACAUUUAGUGUGGCCAACAAUCAGCUGUCUGGCCAAGUCCCAAACUUUAAUUAUGCAUCAAUUACGGCGGACUCUUUGGCAAACAAUCCUGGACUUUGUGGGAAGCCUCUGGAGGUGUGCCGGUCAGCUGCAAAGAAGUCUAGCAUUGUUAAGGUUUUGAACUCAUACAAUGUAGGUAUAGCAGCAGCAGCUGGUUUUGGUUUUGGUUUUCCUUUUUCUUUUUGUUUUUUUCCUUCCAAGAGCUCCUAGUGUCCGUUAUUUGGUGGUGUUCGCACGAAGAUUUAAAAGUUGAACUCAGCCUAGCCAGUAACAGUUGCGCUCUUGUUUUCUGCUUUUCUGAACUCAUUUACCUGUCUUAAAUUAUAUUUAGUCCUUCUUUCAAGUUGACUGAUUCA
Prunus mume (Japanese apricot) is the source of this 1198-nucleotide messenger RNA. The record is from RefSeq and is a predicted model, not a curated record. Lineage: Eukaryota; Viridiplantae; Streptophyta; Magnoliopsida; Rosales; Rosaceae.